GAGAAGAGUGUAAGCAGGAGAGUGAGUGAGUUAGUGAGAAUGGCUCUCAAGUCUCUGAUUCUUUUGGCUGUGUUAUCCUUUUCAGCACUGUCCCUGAGUCCUUCUCUUGCACAAGAUAAUGGCCUUGUCAUGAACUUCUACAAGGAAACUUGUCCUCAGGCUGAAGACAUCAUCAAAGAACAAGUCAAGCUUCUCUACAAGCGCCACAAGAACACUGCUUUCUCUUGGCUCAGAAACAUCUUCCAUGACUGUGCUGUUCAGAGCUGUGAUGCUUCACUGUUGCUGGACUCCACAAGAAGGACCUUGUCUGAGAAGGAGACAGACAGAAGCUUUGGUUUGAGGAAUUUCAGGUACAUUGAGACCAUCAAAGAAGCUGUGGAAAGGGAGUGUCCGGGAGUUGUUUCCUGUGCUGAUAUACUCGUUCUCUCUGCCAGAGAUGGCAUUGUUUCGCUAGGAGGCCCCCAUAUCCCUCUUAAAACUGGAAGAAGGGAUGGUAGAAGGAGCAGAGCUGAAGUGGUUGAACAGUUCCUCCCAGACCACAAUGAGUCCAUUUCUUCAGUUCUUGACAAGUUUGGUGCCAUGGGAAUUGACACUCCCGGGGUGGUUGCUUUGCUUGGAGCACACAGUGUUGGUAGAACACAUUGUGUGAAGUUGGUGCACCGUUUGUACCCGGAGAUUGAUUCGGCACUGAACCCCGACCAUGUCCCUCACAUGCUGAAGAAGUGCCCUGAUGCCAUUCCAGAUCCGAAGGCCGUGCAGUAUGUGAGAAACGACCGUGGCACCCCCAUGAUUCUAGACAACAACUACUACAGAAACAUAUUGGACAACAAGGGGUUGCUGAUAGUGGAUCACCAACUAGCCAAUGACAAGAGGACCAAGCCUUAUGUGAAGAAAAUGGCCAAGAGCCAAGACUAUUUCUUCAAGGAGUUUUCUAGAGCCAUCACCUUGCUCUCUGAAAACAAUCCUCUCACUGGCACAAAGGGAGAGAUCAGAAAGCAGUGCAAUCUUGCCAACAAGCACCGUGAGGAGCCUUGAAAUUCUUCCUCCUUCUCUGUGAGGAAGAAAUCUGUAAAAUAUUAUGCUGUGUUUUAUUUUAAAUGAGUAGGUUGCCUUGUCGGCAGGUUCAUGGGAAUGUGAGGACCGUCACUGUUGUUUUUUUAUUUCAAUAAGGAUGAUAUAUUUAGUAUGCUAGUAGAAGUUGGGUAGAAGGACAUGUUCACAGUGUUAAUUAUGAUAUCAAUGUAUGCAUGUGAUUGCUGUCAUGGAUGACAGUGACAACAAUAUUUAUGGUA
This is a messenger RNA of Vigna umbellata (rice bean), 1292 nucleotides long. RefSeq names its product Peroxidase superfamily protein (gene PRXR1). Gene Ontology annotation, molecular function: heme binding; peroxidase activity. The record is from RefSeq and is a predicted model, not a curated record. Gene Ontology annotation, biological process: hydrogen peroxide catabolic process; response to oxidative stress. NCBI's taxonomy places the organism in Eukaryota, Viridiplantae, Streptophyta, Magnoliopsida, Fabales, Fabaceae.